Molecule: messenger RNA, 5690 nt
Organism: Leptonychotes weddellii (Weddell seal)
Lineage: Eukaryota; Metazoa; Chordata; Mammalia; Carnivora; Phocidae
Source: RefSeq, a predicted model, not a curated record
CGUGGAGGCGCGCGGCGCUCAGCGGACGCCAGCGGAACCCCGAGGCGCCGGGCGCGGGCGCAAAGGCGAAUCCGGCGCCACCCCCGCAGUCGCGGGCCGCCCGCAGGGACAGCAGCACAAUCCCCGCUGCCUGCCUCGCCCUGUGAGCGCGGAGGUGCCUGCAACUUUAAUUAAAGGGCCGUCCCCUCGCCUAGGCGGCAGCACCGCCCCUCAGCUCCUCGCGUCUCAAAAUGAGUAGCUCCCACUCCCGGGCGGGCCAGAGCGCGGCAGGCGCGGCUCCGGGCGGCGGUGCCGACGCGCGAGACGCCGAGAUGCCAGCCACCGAGAAGGACCUGGCAGAGGACGCGCCGUGGAAGAAGAUCCAGCAGAACACGUUCACGCGCUGGUGCAACGAGCACCUGAAGUGCGUGAGCAAGCGCAUCGCCAACCUGCAGACGGACCUGAGCGAUGGGCUGCGGCUCAUCGCGCUGCUGGAGGUGCUCAGCCAGAAGAAGAUGCACCGCAAGCACAACCAGAGGCCCACCUUCCGCCAGAUGCAGCUCGAGAACGUGUCCGUGGCGCUCGAGUUCCUGGACCGUGAGAGCAUCAAGCUCGUGUCCAUCGACAGCAAGGCCAUCGUGGAUGGGAACCUGAAGCUGAUCUUGGGCCUCAUCUGGACCCUGAUCCUGCACUACUCCAUCUCCAUGCCCAUGUGGGAUGAGGAGGAGGAUGAGGAAGCCAAGAAGCAGACGCCCAAGCAGCGGCUCCUGGGCUGGAUUCAGAAUAAGCUGCCACAGCUGCCCAUCACCAACUUCAGCCGGGACUGGCAGAGCGGCAGGGCCCUGGGUGCCCUCGUCGACAGCUGUGCCCCAGGCCUAUGCCCUGACUGGGACUCCUGGGAUGCCAGCAAGCCCGUGAACAACGCGAGGGAGGCCAUGCAGCAGGCUGAUGAUUGGCUGGGCAUCCCUCAGGUGAUCACACCCGAGGAAAUCGUGGAUCCCAAUGUGGACGAGCACUCCGUCAUGACCUACCUGUCCCAGUUCCCCAAGGCCAAGCUGAAGCCAGGAGCUCCCCUGCGGCCCAAACUAAACCCAAAGAAAGCCCGAGCCUAUGGGCCAGGCAUCGAGCCCACAGGCAACAUGGUGAAGAAGCGCGCGGAAUUCACUGUGGAGACCAGAAGUGCUGGCCAGGGAGAGGUGCUGGUGUACGUGGAGGACCCAGCCGGCCACCAGGAAGAGGCAAAGGUGACUGCCAAUAAUGACAAGAACCGUACCUUCUCUGUCUGGUACGUCCCCGAAGUGACGGGGACUCACAAGGUCACCGUGCUCUUUGCCGGUCAGCAUAUCGCCAAGAGUCCCUUCGAGGUGUAUGUGGACAAGUCCCAGGGUGAUGCGAGCAAAGUGACCGCCCAGGGCCCUGGCCUGGAGCCCAGUGGCAACAUCGCCAACAAGACCACCUACUUUGAGAUCUUCACAGCAGGGGCUGGCACGGGCGAGGUGGAAGUUGUGAUCCAGGACCCUGCGGGCCAGAAGGGCACCGUGGAGCCUCAGCUGGAGGCCCGGGGCGACAGCACGUACCGCUGCAGCUACCAGCCCACCGCGGAGGGCGUCCACACGGUGCACGUCACCUUUGCCGGCGUGCCCGUCCCUCGAAGCCCCUACACUGUCACUGUUGGCCAAGCCUGUAACCCGGGCGCCUGCCGUGCCGUUGGCCGUGGCCUCCAGCCCAAGGGUAUGCGGGUGAAGGAGACUGCGGACUUCAAGGUGUACACAAAGGGCGCCGGCAGCGGAGAGCUGAAGGUCACUGUGAAGGGGCCCAAGGGCGAGGAGCGUGUGAAGCAGAAGGACCUGGGGGAUGGCGUCUAUGGCUUCGAGUAUUACCCCCUGGUCCCCGGCACGUACACUGUCACCAUCACGUGGGGUGGCCAGAACAUCGGGCGCAGUCCCUUUGAGGUGAAGGUGGGCACGGAGUGCGGCAACCAGAAGGUGCGGGCCUGGGGCCCCGGGCUGGAAGGCGGAGUCGUGGGCAAGUCGGCCGACUUUGUGGUGGAGGCCAUCGGGGAUGACGUCGGCACCUUGGGCUUCUCGGUGGAGGGCCCAUCGCAGGCCAGGAUCGAGUGCGAUGACAAGGGCGACGGCUCCUGUGACGUGCGCUACUGGCCCCAGGAGGCCGGCGAGUACGCCGUGCACGUGCUGUGCAACAGCGAGGACAUCCGCCUCAGCCCCUUCAUGGCCGACAUCCGCGAGGCGCCGCAGGACUUCCACCCAGACAGGGUGAAGGCACGUGGGCCUGGACUGGAGAAGACGGGCGUGGCUGUCAAUAAGCCGGCAGAGUUCACGGUGGACACCAAGCAUGGUGGGAAGGCCAGUCUCCGGGUCCAAGUCCAGGACAACGAGGGAUGCCCCGUGGAGGCGGCAGUCAAGGACAACGGCAAUGGCACUUACAGCUGCUCGUACGUGCCCAGGAAGCCGGUGAAGCACACGGCCAUGGUGUCCUGGGGCGGCGUCAGCAUUCCCAACAGCCCCUUCCGGGUAAACGUGGGAGCCGGUAGCCACCCGAACAAGGUCAAGGUGUAUGGCCCAGGAGUAGCCAAGACAGGGCUCAAGGCUCAUGAGCCAACCUACUUCACUGUGGAUUGCACCGAGGCCGGCCAGGGGGACGUCAGCAUCGGCAUCAAGUGUGCCCCUGGCGUGGUCGGCCCCACUGAGGCCGACAUCGACUUUGACAUCAUCCGUAACGACAACGACACCUUCACAGUGAAGUACACACCGCGCGGGGCUGGCAGCUACACCAUCAUGGUCCUCUUUGCUGACCAGGCCACGCCCACCAGCCCCAUCCGGGUCAAGGUGGAGCCCUCCCAUGAUGCCAGCAAGGUGAAGGCUGAGGGCCCUGGCCUCAGUCGCACUGGUGUUGAGCUUGGCAAACCCACCCACUUCACGGUCAAUGCCAAAGCUGCUGGCAAAGGCAAGCUGGACGUCCAGUUCUCAGGGCUGGCCAAGGGGGACGCAGUGCGCGAUGUGGACAUCAUUGACCACCACGACAACACCUACACGGUCAAGUACACUCCCGUGCAGCAGGGUCCAGUGGGCAUCAAUGUCACUUACGGAGGGGAUCCCAUCCCCAAGAGCCCCUUCUCGGUGGGGGUGUCUCCAAGCCUAGACCUCAGCAAGAUCAAGGUGUCUGGCCUGGGAGAGAAGGUGGAUGUCGGCAAAGAUCAGGAGUUCACAGUCAAAUCGAAGGGUGCUGGUGGCCAAGGCAAAGUGGCAUCCAAGAUCACGGGCCCCUCGGGCACAGUAGUGCCCUGCAAGGUGGAGCCAGGCCUGGGGGCUGACAACAGCGUGGUGCGCUUUGUGCCCCGGGAGGAGGGGCCCUAUGAGGUCGAGGUGACUUACGACGGGGUGCCUGUGCCUGGCAGCCCCUUUCCUGUGGAGGCCCUGCCCCCCACCAAGCCUAGCAAGGUGAAGGCGUUUGGGCCAGGGCUGCAGGGGGGCAGUGCGGGCUCCCCUGCGCGCUUCACCAUCGACACCAAGGGUGCCGGCAUGGGCGGCCUGGGCCUGACAGUGGAGGGCCCCUGCGAGGCCCAGCUUGAGUGCCUGGACAACGGGGAUGGCACAUGCUCUGUGUCCUAUGUGCCCACCGAACCCGGGGACUACAACAUCAACAUCCUCUUCGCUGAUACCCAUAUCCCCGGCUCCCCGUUCAAGGCCCACGUGGUUCCCUGCUUCGACGCAUCCAAAGUCAAGUGCUCAGGCCCCGGCUUGGAGCGGGCCACGGCCGGGGAGGCGGGCCAGUUCCACGUAGACUGCUCAAGCGCAGGCAGCGCGGAGCUGACCAUCGAAAUCUGCUCUGAGGCGGGGCUGCCGGCCGAGGUGCACAUCCAGGACCACGGUGAUGGCACGCACACCAUCACCUACAUCCCGCUUUGCCCUGGGGCCUACACUGUCACCAUCAAGUACGGUGGCCAGCCUGUGCCCAACUUCCCCAGCAAGCUGCAGGUGGAGCCUGCGGUAGACACGUCGGGCAUCCAGUGCUAUGGGCCUGGGAUCGAGGGCCAAGGUGUCUUCCGAGAGGCUACCACUGAGUUCAGUGUGGAUGCCCGCGCUCUGACUCAGACCGGAGGGCCCCACGUCAAGGCUCGUGUGGCCAACCCCUCGGGCAACCUGACCGAGACCUACGUGCAGGACUGUGGCGACGGCACCUACAAAGUGGAGUACACGCCGUAUGAGGAGGGACUCCACUCCGUGGACGUGACCUAUGAUGGCAGCCCCGUGCCCAGCAGCCCGUUCCAGGUGCCUGUGACCGAGGGCUGUGACCCUUCCCGAGUGCGUGUCCACGGGCCAGGUAUCCAAAGCGGCACCACCAACAAGCCCAACAAGUUCACCGUGGAGACCAGGGGAGCUGGCACUGGGGGCCUGGGCCUGGCUGUCGAGGGCCCCUCCGAGGCCAAGAUGUCCUGCAUGGACAACAAGGACGGCAGCUGUUCGGUCGAGUAUACCCCCUACGAGGCUGGCACCUACAGCCUUAACGUCACCUACGGUGGCCACCAAGUCCCAGGCAGUCCUUUCAAGGUCCCCGUGCAUGAUGUGACAGAUGCAUCCAAAGUCAAGUGCUCUGGGCCUGGCCUGAGCCCUGGCAUGGUCCGGGCCAACCUCCCUCAGUCCUUCCAAGUAGACACGAGCAAGGCUGGCGUGGCCCCACUGCAGGUCAAAGUGCAGGGGCCCAAAGGCCUGGUGGAGCCUGUGGACGUCGUGGACAACGCUGAUGGCACCCAGACCGUAAACUACGUGCCCAGCCGGGAGGGGCCCUAUAGCAUCUCAGUGCUGUACGGGGAGGAAGAGGUGCCCCGCAGCCCCUUCAAGGUCAAGGUGCUGCCUACGCAUGAUGCCAGCAAGGUGAAGGCCAGUGGCCCCGGGCUCAAUACUACUGGUGUGCCCGCCAGCCUGCCCGUGGAGUUCACCAUUGAUGCGAAGGACGCGGGAGAGGGCCUGCUGGCUGUGCAGAUCACGGACCCUGAGGGCAAGCCCAAGAAGACGCACAUCCAAGACAACCACGAUGGCACGUACACGGUGGCUUAUGUGCCAGACGUGACGGGCCGCUACACCAUCCUGAUCAAGUACGGUGGUGACGAGAUCCCCUUCUCCCCGUACCGCGUCCGGGCCGUGCCCACCGGAGACGCCAGCAAGUGCACGGUCACAGUGUCAAUCGGAGGUCACGGGCUAGGUAAGCUGCUUGCUGGGGCCACUCCCAAUGCCCCUCCUGCCCAGAGGGCAGCUUCCUUUUCCUCUUCCGUGCCGAUUCCCAGGACAGUUCCAGCUGCAGCUCUUGGCAGGGACAGGGGGGGAAGCUGGAGGGAUAGUGCCCAGGGAGGCCUCCAGAGCAGAGCGUGAGUGCUCCGGCCCUCCCUCUCUCUGGGCCUCCGUUUCCCCAUCUGAGACGUCGGGUUGCAGCUGAGAGCUUUGGGGUGAGGUGCAUCCUGAGAAGCACCCCACUGGGGGCUCUGGGGUCUGGGGAUCUUGGCACCCUGGGGAAGCCCCGGGGGCGGGCAGCAGGCCCUGCCUUCUCACUUCCUCCUUCCGUGGCAAGGGCUCCUGCACGGGCUGAGGGGACAGGGGGUCUCCCCUCAGCAGUGGGAGUCCCCCGGCCCUGGCCAGAUCCACAGACCUCCAUCCCCAUCUCCCAGGGGCGUCUGGGCCCCAGGCUGGGGGAGGUUC